Marmota monax (woodchuck) is the source of this 1790-nucleotide messenger RNA. It is a transcript of the gene Catsper2, whose product is annotated as cation channel sperm associated 2. Gene Ontology annotation, molecular function: calcium-activated cation channel activity. The transcript is spliced from 13 exons. The record is from RefSeq and is a predicted model, not a curated record. The coding region runs from base 162 to 1790 and encodes 542 amino acids. Gene Ontology annotation, biological process: sperm capacitation; monoatomic ion transport; transmembrane transport. Gene Ontology annotation, cellular component: CatSper complex; membrane. Lineage: Eukaryota; Metazoa; Chordata; Mammalia; Rodentia; Sciuridae.
CGGGCAGGAUCUUGGGGGUCUGCUGGAAAGGCCGCGCAGCGAGUCUGGGGCUCGGCCCGGAGAGGGUCCUUCGUGGGGGAACCAAGUUCUGAGGGCUCAGGAGCCGGAGGCCGGGGAGUGAAUUCCGGGUUGAGUGGGCGGAAGGGAGCCUGGGUUGAGACAUGGCUACUGAUUACCAAGCAGGGCACAUGCAACUGCCCAGAGCUGAUGCCAUUCGUUCGCGUCUCAUCGAUACUUUCUCUCUCAUAGAGCAUUUGCAAGGCUUGAGCCAAGCUGUGCCUCGGCACACUCUCCGGGAGAUACUUGAUCCUUCCCUUCAGAAGAAACUUUUGCUGGGAGAUCAGCAUCAGCUAGUGCGAAUAUCCAUAAAGCCUCGACAUGUAGGACGAAUUUCACAUGCCCAGCGAAUGAUGAGCAGGUUGCGUGUGCGCUGCAGUCAGAGGCCACCUCUUUCCUUGUGGGCUGGAUGGGUUCUUGAGAGUUCUGUCUUCACAAAUUUCAUCAUCUUCCUCAUCUUCCUGAAUACAAUCGUACUAAUGGUUGAAAUAGAAUUGCUAGAAUCCACAAAUGCCAAACUGUGGUCAUUGAAGCUGAUUUUGGAGGUGGCAGCAUGGUUUAUCUUGUUUGUUUUCAUCUUAGAGAUCCUUCUAAUGUGGCUAUCAAGCUUUUUUCUUUUCUGGAAGAAUGCCUGGAAUGUAUUUGACUUUAUUGUUACCAUAUUGUCUUUGCUUCCUGAAAUUGUGGUGUUGGGAGGGGUAUCAGGUCAAUCUGUGUGGCUCCAGCUGCUGAGGAUCUGCCGGGUGCUGAGGUCUCUCAAACUCUUUGCACGAUUCCGUCAAAUUCGAGUUAUUAUUUUGGCCCUGGUGAGGGCCCUCAAGAGCAUGACCUUCCUCUUGAUGUUGCUGCUCAUCUUUUUCUACAUUUUUGCUGUGACUGGUGUCUACUUCUUUGAGGAUUACACCCGUUCAACUCGCCAGGACCUGGUGUACAACGUGUUCUUCUCGGACCUGUUGAAUUCCGUAGUGACAGUGUUCAUUCUCUUCACCUUGGAUCAUUGGUAUGCACUGCUUCAGGAUGUCUGGAAGGUUCCCGAAGUCAGCCAUGUAUUCAGCAGCAUCUAUGUCAUCCUUUGGUUAUUGCUUGGCUCCAUUAUCUUUAGAAAUAUCAUAGUAGCCAUGAUGGUUACUAAUUUCCAGAAUAUCCGGAAUGAGUUGAGCGAGGAAAUGACGCAUCUGGAGGUUCAGCACAAAGCUGACAUAUUCAAGCGGCAGAUUAUCCAGAGGAGACAAAACCUGUCCCCUGAAGCACUGAGGUCAUUCCAUAGCAAAAUACAUACCAGAAAAAUCAGUAAACAAAAGGUAUCUUCGGACUUUGAAACUUCUGAAGGGGAUCACAUAGAGACUGAAUCCAGUGUUGCUGCUGAAGAACCAGCAGAGACUGAGCGCCAUGCUGCUGAAGAUAUGGCAAAGGCUAAAUCAAAAACAAAGAAAUCUGUUCCCCGCAAAAAAGAGUACCCAUCUGCCUCCUCUGCCUCCUCUUCUUCUUCCUAUUAUUCUGUGUCUCCAGGAUUCAGAUAUUCUGAUAAUAUUGAUAAGUUGGACUGGGAGACUCUUGUGCACCAGAAUCUACCUGGGCUAAUGGAUAUGGAUCAGGAUGACCGUGUGGUUUGGCCCAGAGACUCACUCUUCCGAUAUUUUGAGUUGCUGGAAAAGCUUCAGUAUAACCUAGAAGAGCGUAAGAUAUUACAACAGUUUGCAGUGCAGGCAUUGAUGAGCUUUGAAGACAAGUAA